UCGUAGAGUUAGUAUCAGGAGGAGCAAGAAGAUGACACGCGUCCACUGUCUCCGUCCUGCUGACCCCUCUCUGUGCCCCGCAAAACCUACAGAUCGGGUCUCUGAGUAUUAUAUAUUCCAACUUUUCAGGUGUUACCACUGUCCAUGAGGUCUUGGGGAAGAUCACAAAGACAACAGGGACUCGUUCGAUUACUCAUAUCGCCUAUAUCUUAGAGAGAGAGAGAGAGAGAGAGAGAGUUGGGUGAGCAAUGGAAGAGAUUCGUAAUACUAGCGUUGGCUACCAAGUACAGGCGUCUCCUUUCGUGGCGAAGACGUAUGAGAUGGUGAACGAUCCGAGGACGGACUGCUUGAUCCGGUGGGGGAAGGGGAACAACAGCUUCGUGGUGGUGAAUCCCAGCGAUUUCUCUCAGUUCCUGCUACCCUCCUAUUUCAAGCACAGCAACUUCUCCAGCUUCGUCCGCCAGCUAAAUACCUACGGAUUCAGGAAGGUCGAUCCGGAUAGAUGGGAGUUCGCUCACCACUUGUUCCUCCGAGGGCAGAUUCACCUCCUUCCUCACGUCAUACGACGGUCGAAGAAGAGCCAUGUUGGACUGUGUGCAGGCAGCAGCAGCAGCAGCAUAAGUGGCGAGGAGAAGGGAGACGUGGAAGGGGAGGCUGAGAAGACGCUACUGCAAGAGCUGUAUAGGCUGCGGCAGGAGCAGAGGGCCCUCGACGAAGAGCUACAGGUUAUGAGCAGGCGACUGCAGGCUACUGAAAGGAGGCCACACCAGAUGAUGUCCUUCCUCAUCAAAAUGGCCGAGGACCCUGAGUCAUUCUCCGGGCUCGUGAUCUCCAAGAAGCAGCAGUCUGCAGCAGCGAAGAAGAGGCGUCUUGUUGCUACUGCUGCUGCUCCUCCUGCUCAUGCAAUUAACGAUGGAGUCUUCCUCCUACCUUCUCUUCUGGUUCCAGGGACAGAACAAACUGUGAUCGAGACAUUAGGCACCGGAAGCGAUCGGAUGAGUAUCGAGGAAGUGAAGCCAUUUGCAUUUGUUCCCGAUGUUUCUGCCAUCCAUAGCUACGAUGCUGAGCUCGGUGGUCUCGCUACAGCUCCGGAGGCGAGCAUCAUCGGCCCCAAUCAUGCAAGCGGAAUCAGCUUCCUACCCGACUUCGCUCUGAGCACGACGAGUUCGAGUUCAGAAACAGCAGCGGCAGCCUCCUUCCCCUUCUCUUUACUCGGCCACGGAUUCUGCUAGCCUCUACGAGCUUAAAGUAUACUGUCAAACAUCAUCUUGCUUCUGCAUCUUAGGAAGAUAUUGUUCGUUUCUGAUCGCAAACUUGCUUAGCUCACCUCUA
This is a messenger RNA of Musa acuminata subsp. malaccensis (wild Malaysian banana), 1332 nucleotides long. Its product is annotated as heat stress transcription factor C-1b. Gene Ontology annotation, biological process: cellular response to heat; regulation of transcription by RNA polymerase II. NCBI's taxonomy places the organism in Eukaryota, Viridiplantae, Streptophyta, Magnoliopsida, Zingiberales, Musaceae. Gene Ontology annotation, molecular function: RNA polymerase II cis-regulatory region sequence-specific DNA binding; DNA-binding transcription factor activity. The record is from RefSeq and is a predicted model, not a curated record. Gene Ontology annotation, cellular component: nucleus.